UGCACACUCCAAAUACCUGCGAGACCCAAUAGGCUCUAAUCGGCCAGGUCGUACAGAGUAAAAUGGAAUAUUUUACCUUACAACCUUUUCUUUGAGAGGAAGUCGAACCCGAAACAUUGAUAUGGCUGUGGACGCUGCCUCCAGCUUUAGCUUCUGCCGCCCUGCCGUGGAGUACAAGGCCCUUCCAGAGGACUUUAAGCACCAGCUGAGCCGAUGCGCGGGCGGGAACCUCACGUGGCAUGAGGGCCGCGGGCACAAGACAGCGGGCGGCCGCACCGUCAAACUGCUGCAGCAGCCAGGAAGCGAGGGCCGGCAGCUCCACGCCGGGGAUCUGUACUCCGUCUACCACACCAGUCCCACCCUACCCAGUCUGUCCAGGCCAGUGGUCUUGUGGUCCCAACAGGAUGUGUGUAAGUGGUUAAAGAGACAUUGUCCUCACAACUACCUGAGGUGUAUGGAGGCCUUCUCCCACCAUGCCAUCACAGGCCGAGCUCUGCUAAGGCUCAACGGGGAGAAGUUGGAGAGGAUGGGCUUGGUCCAGGAGACCACCAGGCAGGAGCUUCUCCAGCAGGUGCUGCAGCUGCAGGUGCAGGAGGAGCGGCGUAACCUCCAGCUGCUCAGCCGAGGGUCUUUCGGGAACUGGUCAUAGCCCGGGUCACAGCCCAAGGUCGUCACAAGAGGGCGUUGGAGGGAUGAGGUUGGGUGGGUCUGCGGCCAGAGACGUGCGCCUCGGAUCGCCACGGAUCUGCCCUCAGGACCGAGGGCCGUGGCCCUCGUCUUCAUCUCAUUACUGCAGCCAAGCAAACACUGACUCUGUAAGAGUAGAGAGAAUACUCUCCAACAUCAGUCUUCCCUGUCGGAGUUGGCCACUACUCUAUAAUGUAUGAGUAGUCUCUCUGUAAGUGUGAUCUACAUACUUCUAACACAGACAGCUGGGAUGAUGCCUCCCUUCUCGUCUCCUCAAGCUGCGAUAACCAUUUCUUUUUCUUUUCCACGCCAGCAAGUGUUCUUGGCCACAAAGGACCAUUUUGUGCAUAUGUGUGAGUUUUCUGUCACUUUGGGUGAUAACUCACUAUGCUGAUCAUGAGAAGCAGGUGUCAGCCAGGACUCAGACGGAAGCAGCUGGCAUGCUACAGAGGAGUCGCUCCUAAAACAACACGUCCCCGACCGUUCAAAGGCAACGUGCCCAAGUUUAGGCUGCCGUGGACACCACAGCAUGCUGGGGAGAGCAGGCUGUGCAAACAAGCUCACAAGGUCUGGUGUAGAUCAUUCUCAGUCAAUCAGUUAUCCAGUCUCAGUUAUCCAGAUGAUUGCUUUGCUUUAACAAAAAAAAUCCCAAAAUCCUAUGCUAGGAGGAUGAAUGAAACGACAGCGCUUUGACUACCCAUGGUAUGAGAGGUUAGGGCACAGUCCAUUUUUCAAUUUCACAGCACAUCGCGUUUUACCUGAGCAUGGUACAGCAUUACAGGAAUUCCAACCGUACAAAAUGUGGACCUUCCUAUCAUGCUUUGCCCUGAAUACUGAACAUUCACUGCUUUGCCAUGGCUUUGAAAAAAAUACUUCCUCUCCAUUCUCUUUGAAAAUGGAAGAAGCUAAGGAACAAUGCAAACUAGGUCAACAAAUCUCCUGCUGUAAUAUGCCUGUCAAUGCAACAGGUUUCUUAAACUAAAGACGUGGUGACUGCCUAGGUCUUUCAAUAUAUAUUUAAAGGCAUUGAAAAAAAUAUGUUCUCCAGGUUUGCACCUUUCGCUCGGAGGACACAUGUCCCAUACCUGGUCCUUGUAUGUAUUCCCCUUAUACAUUUUACAUUCUACACAUACUUUUCAUGUUAUAUUUUUAAAUAUGUAAAUAAAGGCAUUU
Messenger RNA from Electrophorus electricus (electric eel), 1860 nucleotides. It is a transcript of the gene samd10a, whose product is annotated as sterile alpha motif domain containing 10a. The record is from RefSeq and is a predicted model, not a curated record. Lineage: Eukaryota; Metazoa; Chordata; Actinopteri; Gymnotiformes; Gymnotidae. Gene Ontology annotation, cellular component: cytoplasmic side of plasma membrane. Gene Ontology annotation, biological process: cell surface receptor protein tyrosine kinase signaling pathway. Gene Ontology annotation, molecular function: protein binding.